Molecule: messenger RNA, 2700 nt
Organism: Nannizzia gypsea CBS 118893
Lineage: Eukaryota; Fungi; Ascomycota; Eurotiomycetes; Onygenales; Arthrodermataceae
Product: mannosyl-oligosaccharide 1,2-alpha-mannosidase IC
Exons: 3
Coding region: 1-2700 (899 amino acids)
Biological process (GO): N-glycan processing; carbohydrate metabolic process
Cellular component (GO): endoplasmic reticulum; Golgi membrane
Molecular function (GO): calcium ion binding; mannosyl-oligosaccharide 1,2-alpha-mannosidase activity
Source: RefSeq, a predicted model, not a curated record
AUGUUUCGCUUCCGUCGGUAUCGAGUCUACCUGGUCUUCUCCAUCAUUUCAAUUCUUGCCAUUAUCCAUUUCUCCGGGUUUCGCGGCCUCUCCUCGACCUCCUCCUAUGCGCCAACCGUUCCUGUCCUGAAGCCGGACGGCCCCAAGCAGCCGGCUCAACAGCCGCAACAACCACAACUACCACAAGCACCACCAUCGCCACCACAACAACCGCAAUCACAACCUCCACAGCCUCCAGUCAAAGAAGAGGAUAAGCAGAAGCCUAUACCACCUCCCGCGCCGCCAGUGCCUGGAAAUGGCCAGCAGGAUAUUGGUGUUAAGCCUCCUCCUCCUCCCUCCGUGAAAGAAACGCCGCGGCCAGCCGUACCUCCAGUCGAUAGACCGGGCUACAGUCAACCAGAGGGUAAAGGAAGACAAGACGCCGACGACGACGAAGAAGAAGAAGAGGACGCGGAUAAGCCUCGCUGGGAAAAGCAGCCUGAACACUUCCCCAUUGCCUCGGAGAAUGUCAUCCCCUUACCAACAGGCUCGCCCAAGAAACUGCCCAAAAUCCAGUUCGAUUUCCCCCGUGAAUCCGCCCAAGCGAAAGAAGCCCGCGAACAGAAACUCGCCCAGAUCAAGAACUCGUUGAAACAUUCCUGGAACGGAUACAGACAACAUGCCUGGCUGCAUGAUGAAGUGCGGCCUGAGUCGGGCGGAUACAGAGACCCCUUUAUGGGCUGGGGUGCUACGCUGGUUGACUCGCUGGACACCCUCUGGAUAGCUGGGAUGAAGGAGGAGUUUGAAGAGGCCGUGCGAGCCGUUGGAAAGCUCGACUUCAAGACCAGCAAGAGGAGAGAUAUCCCCUUAUUCGAAACCGUUAUUCGCUAUCUCGGCGGUCUAAUUGGUGCAUAUGAUAUCUCGGACGGACGCUACGGGACGCUUCUCGACAAGGCCAUUGAACUGGCAGAUAUCCUGAUGGGUGCGUUUGACACCCCAAACAGGAUGCCUGUUACCUACUACAUGUGGGCUCCGGAAUAUGCAUCCCAGCGUCACCGCUCGGGCAAGAGGGUUGUCCUGGCUGAACUCGGCUCGCUCUCUGUCGAGUUCACUAGAUUAGCUCAGAUUACUGAGAACAACCGCUACUAUGAUGCAAUAGCGCGUAUCACAAACGCCCUGGAGAAAUGGCAACCUGAUACAAGCAUCCCCGGCCUCUGGCCAUCGUUCCUGGACGCUUCGGGAUGCAAAACUCUCCCGAGGAAGAAGAGCAAACCAGCAGAGCAAAGCCCUGACUCUCCAGUGUCUAACCCAGAUACUGCAGGGUCCUCAUCACAGCAACAAAAGCCACAACAAGACAAUGCCGGUCUUGGGAAGCGGGACGAGAACAAGUUGCUUCCCGGAGAGGAGCCAGCGAACUACGAUGGCACGCCGUCAGUGCCAAAGGUCGAGACAGCACCCCCUUCCAAACUGAAGAUACCGGAUGACAAGCCCUGGCAGCAACCAGAGAUCGACUUUGAAGACCAGUGCGAGGAGCAGGGCCUUUCAUACCCACCAGGAGUACUCAGCGCAACAUACACGUUGGCCGCUCUCGCGGAUUCAGUCUAUGAGUAUCUUCCAAAGACGUAUGCCCUCCUAGGUGGCCUAAAUGACCAGUAUAAAAACAUGUACAAGCUAGCCAGGGAUGCAACUAUGAAGCACAUUGCUUUCAGGCCCAUGCUUCCAGACUCCAGGGAUAUCCUUUUCAUUGCAGACACCACCACUUCUGUCAGGAAGGGGGACGAACAGUAUUUCAACUACAAAUACCACCCCUCACAUCUUGGCUGUUUCGUUGGGGGUAUGUUUGGAGUUGGCUCCAGGCUCUUUGGCCUCGAUCAGGACCUCGAAAUUGCGAAAAAGAUGGCAGACGCCUGUUUUUGGGCGUACAACGUAACGGCAACCCAAAUUAUGCCAGAGGCCUUUGCGGUGCUUCCAUGCAAGGAUAUGCAGAGUUGUGAAUGGAAUCAGACGGCAUACAACCACGCUGUCUAUCCAUAUGAAAUCAAAAAAUCCAACCAGGACUCCCUUACCGGAAUGAAGAAUGGCGGCAACGAAGCCGUGAAAAAACCCACUGCCACUCAUAAAGCCGAUCCUGAGGCGUUGGCAACGCCACCCUCCCCCGAGAAACAAAAUAUGGGCCACAAUCAACAGCAGCAGACUCGGUCUCCCGCGGCUGGAGGCAACAUUGCCAAACGAGACGACAUACGCGAAACACCUAUCCCUGACCGCAUCGUCGCGGAUCCGUCCAAGCCCAUUCCGGGUGGAGCAGCAGUAGCUACCUCUACCUCCAUGUCGCACGCACAGCUUGUUGACAUGCAUAUCAGGGACGAGCGUAUCCCUCCCGGUAUGACGAAAGUAAACUCGGCGAAGUAUAUCCUUCGCCCCGAAGCUAUCGAGUCGGUCUUCAUCAUGUAUCGUAUCACCGGCGACGAAUCCUGGCGGGAGAAAGGCUGGGAGAUGUUCAAUGCCAUUGAGCGCGCCACGCGAGCUGAAUACGCCCAUUCCGCCAUUCGAGAUGUCACCAGCAAAGAGCCUGUUUUCCAGGACGAGAUGGAAUCCUUCUGGAUAGGCGAGACACUCAAGUACUUCUACCUACUCUUCAGCGACCCGGAUGUCGUUAGCUUAGACGACUAUGUUCUUAACACGGAAGCACAUCCGCACAAACGCCCCUCCUUGGCAUUUUGA